GUGGUUCCGCUCGUUCCCUCGAGGGCGCGCGUCUUGAAGGAUCUCAGCACCAGCUCAACCAUGUGGACCCCGGAUGAGAUUGCGCGCCUGUGUUACGAGCACUAUGGGAGCAGGCUGCCCAAGCAGGGGAAGCCUGAGCCCAACCGGGAAUGGACGUUACUAGCAGCCGUGGUGAAAAUACAGCCUAUAGCUGGCCAAGCCUGUGACUGCCCUGACAAACAGGUGCAAGUGACAAAGGAAGUUGUCUCAAUGGGAACAGGAACAAAAUGCAUAGGCCAGUCCAAAAUGAGGAAGAGCGGAGAUAUCCUCAAUGAUAGCCAUGCUGAGGUCAUAGCCAGAAGGAGUUUCCAAAGGUACCUUCUCCAUCAGCUUCACUUGGCAGCCACCUUGAAGGAGGAUAGCAUCUUUAUCCCAGGAACUCAGAGAGGACUGUGGAAACUCAGACCAGACCUUUCGUUUUUAUUUUUCUCCAGCCAUACGCCCUGUGGGGAUGCCUCUAUCAUCCCAAUGCUCGAGUUUGAAGAUCAGCCUUGCUAUCCUGUCAAUAGAGAUUGGGCCCAUAACCCAUCAAUGGAAGCCAGUGGUAACCUGGAAGCUACUGAAGAUGAAAGGAAAUGUGAAGACUCAGACAGUCCCGUGACCAAAAAAAUGAGGCUUGAGCCCGGAACUCCUGACAGAAAAGUCACCAACGGUGUGGCUCACCAUCAGAGUUUUGGCAAUCAGGGAAGUGGCCCAGUCCCCCCAAGUGUCAGCUGCUCUAAUGUCUCCUCAGAGGAACUGGCCACUGUCACUGGGAUGGCCCCCAGUGGUGCCAAAGUGGUGGAUGUUUAUAGGACAGGAGCCAAGUGUGUGUCUGGCGAAGUUGGAGACUCGGGGAAGCCUGGUGUUGCGUAUCACCGGGUAGGGCUGCUCCGAGUGAAGCCAGGCCGGGGAGACAGGACUUGCUCCAUGUCCUGCAGCGACAAGUUGGCACGGUGGAAUGUCCUCGGAUGCCAGGGGUCACUGUUGAUGCACUUCAUAGAAGAGCCUGUCUACCUGUCAGCUGUGGUCAUCGGGAAGUGCCCAUACAGCCAGGAAGCCAUGCAGAGAGCACUAAUUAGGAGGUGUCAGAAUGUCUCCUCUUUACCCAAAGGCUUUGGAGUUCAAGAAGUAAAAAUACAGCAGUCGGAUUUACUGUUUGAGCAGAGCCGCUGUGCAGUGCAGGCAAAAAGGGCUGACCGUCCAGGGCGACUUGUUCCUUGUGGAGCAGCCAUCAGCUGGAGUGCAGUUCCUGAGCAGCCAUUGGAUGUCACUGCCAAUGGCUUUCCACAGGGAACAACAAAGAAAGGAAUCAGAAGCCUUCAGGCCAGAUCUCGAAUCAGCAAAGUGGAACUCUUUAGAUCAUUCCAGGAGCUGCUAAGCAGUAUUUCAGAGGACAAGUGGCCAGACUCCCUCAGGGUGCAGAAGCUAGAAACAUACCAGGAGUACAAGGAGGCUGCAUCUGCUUACCAGGAAGCCUGGAGCGCACUCCGGAAGCAGGCAUUUGGGUCCUGGAUCAGAAACCCCCCGGAUUACCACCAGUUUAAAGGAGAAGAGAAAGUCUGCAACGAGCUUACUGGUAGCAGGGUAUUUUCCAGCCCUUCAUGCUGGACCAUAUUUUUCCCUUUGUACCUGGAUAAGCCUUAGCUUUUCUUGAGGCUGAAUGAAGACAAAAGUCUGCCUUCUACCAGAGCCACAUAUCUCUUCUGUGCAAGAGGGAUGGAACAAUCUAUACUUGACUGAAGCAGCUGUCUGCUAAAAUGGAAUCUCGCUAAUGACCUUCGUAUCUACCUGUCCUGACUUGUUUUUUAUUGCUUCUCUAAAAUAUGGACUAAGAAUUUGAAAUACUACGACACUUUAAAAGUGAUGCUCUGCUUUGUAUUCCUACAUUAAUUCAGCAGAUGUAUUGUGCUGAGAUGAUGUUUUAAUCUCUGCAAGUUCUAGAGCUGUGCCUCGCAUAGUGGACGUAUAUUUCGUAUACCCAGCCUUUCUUCCUUCGGAGAGCCACCCUUUCCUGCUCAGUGGGAAACUCUAUACAACCAUGAGACUUGGUUGAAGCAAACCUUGUUCCUGGCUCCAGGAAUGUGAGCUAGCCCUGGACAGUCCUGGAACUAUUGCCAGAGCUAUCAGGAAAGAUUCUCUCCCCUCUUGUAUCAGGAGCUGUAAGGGCCACAGAAUCUUGGAACUUGCCCUUCACAUAAAGACAGCCAGCUAGAGAAUUAAGGCAACAAAGAAUGAAACAGCCAAGAAAAUCAAAGCUCUGGUGACCUUGUUUGGAUGCCUGAAGCUAGUGCCCACGGUGGACUUCAAUUAUGUGAGAUAAAUUCCUAUUGUUUUGAGCAGGCCUAGCUGAUCCCAGAGAGACUGCUCCUCCCAGGACUAGCCUGUCCCUGCAGAUAGUAAGACUCAUCUGGAAUAAGCUACAUAAAAUAUUUUGUAUUUUUGCCAAUAAAUUUAGAAGUGGGAUUUGCUGAAUCAAAGGGUAAAUGAACAUAUAAUUUUGCUUUACUUAAAUAUAUCUUCAAAAUUUUGUUAAUAAGUAUGAGUGCAAAAAAUAAAGCAAAAUGCAAGACA
Myotis brandtii (Brandt's bat) is the source of this 2592-nucleotide messenger RNA. RefSeq names its product adenosine deaminase, tRNA-specific 1 (gene ADAT1). Lineage: Eukaryota; Metazoa; Chordata; Mammalia; Chiroptera; Vespertilionidae. Gene Ontology annotation, molecular function: RNA binding; adenosine deaminase activity. Gene Ontology annotation, biological process: RNA processing. The record is from RefSeq and is a predicted model, not a curated record.